AUGACUUUGCACAAUGACACUAAUGCCGCCUCCCGGUUCCCCCAGGAGUACCCUCUGGAAAUGAAUACCCACGGCCUGAACGAUCCCACCCUGCAGAAGCUACUGCUCUCACGUUUUCAUCUAAUGCUUGAGAACAAGUACUACUACUCUCUGGCCCCAGCAUCUAACCCCAGGGAAACAUGCUGUUUUGGACCAAAGUGUAUCAGCACAGUGGCUGUCCCCAUGGGCUUUGGAGGUGAUAGGCCUUUCAAGCUACUUGGAAUUUUAGAUGUCGAAAACAUUCCCUGUGCACGGGAGUCGAUAUUAUAUGGUUCGUUAGGAUCGGUUGUGGCUGGCCUUGGACAUUUUUUGUUAACUAGUAGAAUUAGAAGAUCAUGUGAUGUUGGAGUAGGAGGAUUUAUCUUAGUGACUUUAGGAUGCUGGUUCCACUGUAGGUAUAAUCAUGCAAAGCAAAGAAUCCAAGAAAGAAUUGCCAGAGAAGGUAUUAAAAAUAUGAUACUAUAUGAAAGCACCCACCUUGAUCCUGAAAGAAAACAAAGCAACAGCAACAGAAACAGUUAAGCAAUCUUGAUCGUAGAGAACCUGAAGUUAGUGUGAACACAGCUGAGAUCAACCACAUUAAAACAUUUAAUGUACAGUAAGAAAGCUCUCAAUCAAGUAAAUGUGUAAGCUGGAGUCUUCUUUUCACACAUUAAACUUGCCAAUUCACUCUGGCCUUGCAUCUGUGUCAGUCUAACAUUCUUCUGUGUUACACAUAUGGUAGACCUAUCAUACUUAAAAUAUUACAAAUUUACUUGCCAGUAUAAUUUAGAAUUAUAAAGCCUAGUAUUUAAUGUACUUGAAAAGUUUCCUUGUAAUACAUAAUGGACUGAAAUUAAGUCUCCCCCAGUUGGAUUUUUAAACUUGCCUUAAAAACAAAAAUCACAACCUUAUCACUGUAUACACUAUAGUGUUAAAAAUUACCAAGUAUUGGGACCAGCAGUUA
Tupaia belangeri chinensis (Chinese tree shrew) is the source of this 985-nucleotide messenger RNA. It is a transcript of the gene COX20, whose product is annotated as cytochrome c oxidase assembly factor COX20. The transcript is spliced from 5 exons. Bases 1 to 561 code for a protein of 186 amino acids. Lineage: Eukaryota; Metazoa; Chordata; Mammalia; Scandentia; Tupaiidae. The record is from RefSeq and is a predicted model, not a curated record. Gene Ontology annotation, biological process: mitochondrial respiratory chain complex IV assembly. Gene Ontology annotation, cellular component: mitochondrion; mitochondrial inner membrane.